Messenger RNA from Mollisia scopiformis, 540 nucleotides. RefSeq lists its product as uncharacterized. Lineage: Eukaryota; Fungi; Ascomycota; Leotiomycetes; Helotiales; Mollisiaceae. Bases 1 to 540 code for a protein of 179 amino acids. The record is from RefSeq and is a predicted model, not a curated record. The transcript has a single exon.
AUGCCCCCUAUAAUACACGAGACAUACUUCGAUUCUCGCGCAUGCAGUGCAGCAAGAUAUCCAUCUGAAGCGCCAGAAUUCGAACCACACGUCGAAGAAAUACAACAGCACUUCGUUGCAUCAACAGAAUAUGGUAGCUACAGACGUGAUGCGAUUCACAAGGUUGAAGGAGCCAAACGUACUGCAAGCUCCGACAAUGAAGAGGCACGAAACAGAUCUCGCCCCAGAAGGAAGUCGAAUAAAGUUUCCGACAUCACUCCACCUCCAACAGACAUCGCUGCUGCGCGGAAGUCCUCAAUAGAACAUAAACGUCGUCCCUCUUGGCAACUGAAGCGAAUGAGUCCAUACUUUGGCUUCCUCCGUCGGUCAAGCAGUAGUACUCAAUCUGAUCUCGGUACCGUUACGUACGAUCCAACAGUUGAGAGUCCUGAAAGUACCAACGAGGAGUCGUUAGAACAAACAGGUGCAGGUUCAGGUGGUGUGUUGGGAGAUGUGAGUUUGUCCUUUGAUAAAGUUGUCUCCGAGAUUUCGAGAAUGUGA